GCACUGAUAGACAGCACUGAUGGGCACUGAUAGGCAGCACUGAUGGGCACUGAUGAGGUGGCAUUGAUGAGGUAGCACUGCAGGGGCGGACUGACAACUCAUGGGGCCCCCGGGCAAUAGGGGAUCAUGGGGCCCCUGUGUCCUCACCCACACCAAAAAAAGCCUAUGAAAAAGCCAAUGAAAGGUACCAGGAGCAUCUCAUGGGGACCCCUACUGACCCCAGUCCCUCGGGCAGUGCCCGAGUGCUCGAUUGGUCAGUCCCACCCC
Staurois parvus is the source of this 267-nucleotide messenger RNA. The record is from the annotation of a GenBank genome assembly. NCBI's taxonomy places the organism in Eukaryota, Metazoa, Chordata, Amphibia, Anura, Ranidae.